AUAGGCCACGUUACCAUGGCCACCCACUUCUCCAAGGAUCAGGAGGAGAGAAUCAAGUGUGUUAAGGGGGACCUUUUCUCGUGCCCCAAGACGGACGCCUUGGCUCAUUGCAUCAGCGAGGACUGUCGCAUGGGUGCAGGCAUAGCUGUUCUUUUUAAGAAAAAGUUUGGAGGCGUACAAGAGCUGUUGGAUCAACAAAAGAAGACUGGGGAGGUGGCGGUUCUCCAAAGAGAGGACCGAUACAUUUACUACCUGAUUACGAAGAAGAAAGUUUCUCACAAACCGACAUAUGAGAAUAUGCGGAAGAGUUUAGAAGCCAUGAAAGCUCACUGUCUAAACAAUGGGGUUACUGACAUUUCCAUGCCUAGGAUUGGAUGUGGACUUGACGGCCUGGAUUGGAAUAAAGUCUCAGCAAUACUUGGGGAAGUGUUUGAAGACACAGAUAUAAAGAUCACGGUUUACACUCUGUGAGCACAACAGUUCAAAGAGAGCCCCAUUUCCCUUGCUUCCAGGAGUGGAAACCUGUUAACUGAUGAGGGGGAAACUGCAUGCUGAGCACAUUCUUUGUCUGAGCGUAGCUCACUCCUGUGUUGUCGGUGGCAGUGGCUUUAACAACAACAACAAGAAAAAGCUCCAGAG
Molecule: messenger RNA, 639 nt
Organism: Pelecanus crispus (Dalmatian pelican)
Lineage: Eukaryota; Metazoa; Chordata; Aves; Pelecaniformes; Pelecanidae
Source: RefSeq, a predicted model, not a curated record